AUGGCAUCACGCAGGUCUGCCAGGCUUGCGGCCGUGGCCACCAAUGCCGCUGUAGUUGAGCUACCACCUCGGCCGGCUGUAAUGGCUCGCAAGCGCAAAGCCCAGGUUUCUGCGCCGGAGGAGACCGCGAAGGCGCCCGUCACACCACGGAAGCGGCGGGUGAAGGCUGUCGAGGAAGCGCCCGAUACACCUACACCUACCGCAGUCAAUCUCAUCGCAGAGCCCAUAGAGACACAGAAGCCCAAACCCGCCGCGGUCGCUCGUCUGGCAGACCCAAACCGCACCAAUGCGGUCCUCCGCUCGCCCAAGACAUCCCGGGUCAUCGCUCCGACCUCCGUCGAGCCGAUCCGCUCCAAGCUAAGCAGCAGCAGAGAUGUCAAGCCCGCCCCGACGGGCCCGACGAAGAUCACCCCCACCAUCACAUCGUCCAACAUCCUCGAGGAGGCCUGCGCCUACCUAAUCAAGGUCGACGCGCGGAUGAAGCCGCUCAUCGACCAGCACCAUUGCCGCAUCUUCUCGCCCGCCGGCCUAGCCGAGCAGGUCGACCCGUUCGAGGCGCUGUGCAGCGGCAUCAUUUCGCAGCAGGUCAGCGGUGCCGCGGCCAAGUCCAUCAAGGCCCGCUUCAUCAACCUGUUCAACUCGCAGCUGGAGACUGAUGCGCUGCCCGAUGCCGAGGUGGUCGCUCCGCGUUUUCCGACUCCGGACCAGGUUGCGGUGACGUCGAUUGAGACCUUGCGCACGGCGGGGCUUUCGCAGCGCAAAGCCGAAUACCUCCAGGGUCUGUCCGAGAAGUUCGCCUCGGGCGAGCUGACCGCGCAGAUGCUCGCCGAUGCGCCGUAUGAGGAGGUCUUUGAGAAGCUGAUUGCCGUGCGCGGGCUGGGGAAAUGGAGUGUUGAGAUGUUUGCGUGUUUCGCGUUGAAACGGUUGGACGUCUUCUCGACUGGUGACUUGGGGGUGCAGCGUGGGAUGGCGGCAUUUGUUGGACGGGACGUGAGCAAGUUGAAGGCCAAGGGCGGCGGGAAGUGGAAGUAUAUGAGCGAGAAGGAGAUGGAGGAGAUCAGUGAACGGUUUCGGCCUUAUCGGACGUUGUUUAUGUGGUAUAUGUGGCGGGUUGAAGAGACGGAUAUUAGCACGAUGGAGUAA
Messenger RNA from Dichotomopilus funicola, 1143 nucleotides. Its product is annotated as DNA glycosylase. Gene Ontology annotation, cellular component: nucleus; protein-DNA complex. The record is from RefSeq and is a predicted model, not a curated record. Gene Ontology annotation, molecular function: DNA-3-methyladenine glycosylase activity; alkylated DNA binding; DNA-7-methylguanine glycosylase activity. The coding region runs from base 1 to 1143 and encodes 380 amino acids. Gene Ontology annotation, biological process: base-excision repair, AP site formation; base-excision repair; DNA alkylation repair. NCBI's taxonomy places the organism in Eukaryota, Fungi, Ascomycota, Sordariomycetes, Sordariales, Chaetomiaceae. The transcript has a single exon.